AGGUAAGCUAAGUGCAAGCGGAGGAAAAGGAAAGCCCAUUAGCAGGAGAGGAGGAGAGAGAGUUACGAGACAUGGCAGCCCAGUAGAUAAAAGUGAAUUCUGCUUGUCAUUGUAUGUAUUUUUUCUUUUAAUGUUUCUUCAUUCGAGAAGAAGAAACAAGGAAUCCGACAGGACUACAAGCUGAAAACCGUUGAGUGACCGGGAGUCAGCAGACGUGAUGUCACUGACGUGCCCAUGUAACAACAGGAUCUCCAUGUGUGAAUGACUCCUGCAGCCAGAGCUACUGAGCAGACCAUCUCAAGAGGAUUUGAGUAAACAAAAAGGAGGGAGGAAAAUGACCUAAUUAGCGAAAAGCGUGACGGACAACCUGGUGCAAAUGUGUUGGUGGUAAUUUCCCCAGUUUCACCCACAAGGCAGACACAUGCAUCAGCGCACAUACACGCACGGCACAUUUGCAAACCCUGCCCUUCCCUUCCUGCCAUCCGCCCCGAUCCUCCAUGGAUUCCUACAACUUCCACUUUGAGAGAAUGAGCAACGUGGACCUGCAUCCUCUGAGCCUGCCUGUCAGCCGGCUCUCCCCAGCCAAGUCCAACAGCAGCAUUGUCGACCAACUCGCCCACCACCAACACGGCAAAGGAGACUCUGCCUACAGCUCCUUCUCUGGCGGGUCCACUGCCCCUGACUACCCUUCUCCCUUCCUCCCAGACGACCUGCAGUCCAGCGCCUUCAGCCACUAUGCUGAUCUCAAGUAUGUAAAGUCCAUUUACCAUCCCACCCAGGUUCUGCAGUCUGAUUCAAAGACCAUGGACCAGCUCUAUCGUUCUGUGGAGGCUAUCUCUCAGCACUAUCGCAACAACACUAGCUCCAAUGCAAACCACCACAACCACAAUGGCAAUGGCAGUUUCCAUACCAACAACAAAGCACUCUCUAAACAAGAGGCGCCUUUGGGGGCUCCAUCCCAAAGUGUAUACCCUCCUGUCCAUCCUCCUCCAGUCCCAGCACGUCUGGAUAGUUUCAUAGCCACAAAAAACUUGGAGAACAGCAGGGUCCACCACCAAGGUACGGAGUUUCAACCCCAACAGCCUCAACAACAGCCCAGACCCUACAAUCGACUCCAUUCGCAGCACCAUGGUCUGAAUGCCCGAAGCCCUGAGAAGGCCAACCCAGAUACAGGCAACUCAAACUUCAAAAAUGAUCCAGUGUAUUCAGUUUGGAGGGGCUCUCAACAGCAGCCACCACAGGCCCAGCAACCACCAAGCUACCGGCCUCACCUGCAGCCUCAUGAUCAGAGCAGGGUGAACCCGGAAUACCUUUUCAUCAUGGACAACAAAGCUGCCUCCGAUCAGCAGAAAUCAACAACCGUCCCAAGCGGAUCACCUCCCCGAGGCACAAGCCAGCCUGAGCACCUGAAACCCAGACAUCUCUCAACCAGUGGUGGAUGUAAUGGAGACCAUCACAACAAGCCCAAUGGUAGCAGUAGCCAUUUUGAGAGUCAGCGCAAAAGGGCGCACUCAGCUCACGACUGGCUUGGGCCAGAGCCGACACGAGCUGCCAGCCCCUGGAAUCCUGGUCAGAGUGUUAUCAACAGCAGCAUCCAGCAUAAGGGCCAGUUCUACUUUGUCACAGGAGUGUGUAAGCUGUCUGACUCCAGUAUGAGGACGUACUCCGCCUCUGUGUGUGGGUCUGAGGCAGGGAGUGAGAGUUCCACUGUGUUGGAGAAGCACAGAUUAAGAGAAAAUGAAAGAAGCCACAGCACAAUGGAUAAUUUGUUUAGACCUCUCCAAGAGAGUUCUCGCUUUCCCAGCGGUACGAUUCCAAAUGAGAGUGAGGUUUUCAUUUCCGUGUCCCCCAGGAGUCACGAUCAGGAGAAUCACAGACCAUCCCUCAUGUCGACGCAGUCCUCUCGAAGCUUGGACACCUUAGAAGAAAUCGACACGAUCCAGAGUCGAGAGAUCAGCCGCCACUCUGCCAACAACCCCAUAUUCUACUGUGGACCUGACCGAAACUGCUCGCCACAUUCACCAACGCAAACGAAGGAGGUCACCUCACUAAUAAGCAACGAACAGCCCAACCACUCCAAAAGAGAGGAGCAGGCAAAGAGAGGGAAGCGGCAACCUUUGGGGGAUGUAGCCAGCGAGAGGAUAAACAAAGAAACGACCCCGCUUCUCUAUCACCUCACUGGGGCUAACAGGGCAGCCUUGCAGCCCAGAAAGGAUGCUGACUUCAGUACAAAAGGCAAGGAAGCAAUCCUGAACAAAACAGGUCAGGGAGACAUGGCAGUAAACGACAGUGAGAGACCUCCACGAGGUAGCACGAGCAAUAACGACAGAGGGGACGUUACCAAUGUCGCCUGUAACACUCUGGAUGACUCAUUUAAAAAGUACUACAAAGAGAAGCUGAAGGACGCCCAGUCUAAAGUCCUGAGGGAGACUUCGUUUAAAAGGAGGGACCUGCAGCUGUCAUGGCCACACCGUAUCAGGCAAAAACCUGAGCUGAGGCCGACAGUGAUUCACGCUUUCUCCCCAUCGCAGGACUCUGAGACUUCCACAGACACACUCACUCCAUCUGUGACCUCUGAGGAGACAGAGAGGGGGAGCAUAAAGGAAGACGUCGAGGAGAAUCAGAAGGAGAUGGACCAAGAGACUGAAAAGGAGAACGGGAGGCCGACAAAUGUGGCCCAGCCCCAGGUGGCACGCAUCGGAGGCAGGAGGCGACUGACUCCAGAGCAGAGGAAGAUGUGCUACUCUGAACCAGAGAAACUCAACCAGCUUGGCAGCACACCCCACCAUUCCGCCUGUCGCUCCUUUGGCAACGAAAGUGAGAGUCUGUUUGCAGCUGAAAGUGAAGGAGAUGAACGUGGGCAGCAAGGAGAGCAGGGGCUGGUUGCAGCACGGAGGAAGAUGUUCGAGACAAGAGGUCGGGCGCUCUCAGCCUCUAGUGCCUCAAAGACAAACCUAAAACAUCUGCAACACAAGGCGCUGGUGGAGUACAUGGAGCGUAAGACGGGCCAGAAAGUGGCUGAGCCACAGCAACCAGCAGCUCAGUUACCACCUCCGCCCAGACAGAGGCACUCUCUGGGAGAGAAACCAUUUGACUGGGGUCCCAGGCCUCUAUCAGGAAAUCAUGAAAGCAAAAAUACGAAGAAGAAGCUCCAUAGACCCCACUCUGCGGGCCGCAUCCUUGAUUCCUCCGCCAGCUCCAUCAGGUAUGCACAGUUCUUCUCAGCACAGUCUUGUUCUGGUCAAUAUACUGGCCAGUCAAGUCAGGCCAGAUGGAGGGAGAGUCAAGGUCCAGCUCAGGGGAAGUCUGCCUCAGUGGAGAGUCUCUUGGACCAGCCAGAACCUCCUAGUUUCUUCAGGAACAGAUCAACAUCCACACCGCAUGCAUUUCAGGCACAUGACUACGAGAAGGAUCCACUCCCAGUUAAUACUAUGGAAACCUGCAGUCCCCAGAAAAAAGCCACUGAGGAUCCCUUGGUAAAGCCAGUAACUGAGGGCCAGCAGCAUGUCCGUGUGGUUGCACAAAGGGGGAAGUCCAUGGAAGAGCUUGGGACUUCAAAGUUAACAAGACUAUCAGCAAUGAGUAAAAGUUCUGAGCAGCUGGAUAGACUGUGGAGACAUUCGACUGGACCAGGGGGGCCGGAAAGAGACAAGAGGAGUGUUUCAUUCAUUGCCGAAGUCAGAGAAGCCCAGGGACAGGAAAGAGCGAGGAAGAUACAAUAUCUAAGAGAGGAAGCGGGAAAAGAACCAGAGAUUGUUGAUCAGAAGAACUCUCAGGGACAGACACAAAACCAAACCCAGAAAAAGCCCCUGUUGAAGCAGAACUCAGAACCAGGGGAGGAUCCGACAACAGAAGGAACGAGGAACUCGAGUAGAUCCACCUCCCCGGCCUCCUACUCCUCUUCCCGGACCAGGGUUCACUCUGGAUCUUCUGGAUCUCACGGCCCUGUCACAGAUGAGUUCAGGUACAGCAGACCUCCCAGUGAGAGUUCAUCCAACCCACCUUCCCCCAGAGGGAUAGAGACCAACGAGAGGGAGAUCAAGUCAUCCAGCCCUGCCCAGCCAAAACUUUCCUGUGAAAACAGGCCUUGCUUCAGAGUCAGGACUUCUCCCUCUGUGACUGGAUCAGAGAGAGAGCAGUCAGUGGACGAACCAAGCAGCGACGCCCUGCCGCAUGAUUCAAACCACGAAGUGUCUCUGAGCUGCGGCGUCACCACAGAUCCAUCGCUGUGGAUUCUCCCUCCAGAAGAAGAGAUCAAAGAGGACGUCCAGAAUCCGCUGCUGACAGACAGCGUUUUUGAUGACGAGUCCACCUGCUCAGCACCUCAAACGCAGACAAGCGAGACCUCUGUGUCUCCCUGCGCCUCCGUCACUGAGGCAGACGUCACUCAGCGGGCGGAGGAGGAGAAAAAUCCCGGCGCGGAAGAUGAGAAGUUGGGAGAAAACCAGGAGAUGGAGGAGAGGGGAGCACCAGAGGGGGAGACGGAGAGCCUGGAGGGGCCCGCCGAGAGACCUCAGUGGGAGGAGCUCGUGAAAGCGGUGGUCAAGGCCGACCCAUCACUGGCCAGGGUGCUCUACCCGCUGGCCGGUCGUAAGACGGCGCUGAUGCUGAUGGAGCAGCUGCUGUCGGAGGACACGCUGCUGAUGGAGGAGCACUACAAGAAGAAACAGGAGCAGAGAGGAGCUGCAGAAAGUGCUGAAGCGGAUGAAGGGGCUGAACCAUCUCCGUGUCUUCCUGCUGCUGACAGCCUUAAACCUCAGUGCACAGACCUGCAGAGCAGAACUGACAUCACUGAGAAGAAGCAUCUGUUAGUGUCUUAUAUCGAGGAGCAUCUGCGCUCACUGGAAGAGACACGCGGUGCCCUCCAGGCAGAGAUUCAGGAGAACGUGGCCCGCGGCGAGGCACUGGAGGUGCUGGUCUGUGAGCACUGUCUGCCCGUGGAGCUGGAGAGGUACAACCUGUUCAUAGGAGACCUGGAGAGGGUGGUCAGCCUGCUGUUGUGCCUCUCCGCUCGGCUGGCCAGGGUGCAGAACGCCCUGAGCACCGUGGACCAGCACACAGAUGCUGAGGAGAAGCAAUCUCUGGACAGUCGCCACCGUCUGCUGUGCAAACAGAGGGAGGACGCCAAAGAUCUGAAGGAUAACCUGGACCGGAGAGAGAACCUGGUCUCCACCUUCCUGUCACGCCAGCUGUCCUCCGAGCAGCUGCAGGACUACCGGCGCUUCGUCCAGACCAAGGCCUCGCUGCUCAUCCGGCAGAAGGACCUGGAGGAGAAGCAGAGGCUGGGAGAGGAGCAGCUGGAGGCUCUUUCCAACAGCCUGAAUCUGUGAGGGAGGAGGGGGGAGGCAAGAAAAAGCCCCGGAUUUGAUGGAUGUGCUUUGCUGGCUCAGUUUGCUACAUACAGACUACAGGACAUGGAUUAUAAGUGGUCCAGCUGAUAUCUUUAACCCUUUUGCACCCUGUCAUGACAUUCCUUUUGUCCUUUUAAUAGUGUGACAAACUACAGGGGUACCCAUCAUACUGUUCUACUCUCAUAACUUAAAGGCUUCUCAUGAGGUGAGCAAUAAAGACUGUUGAGACUCGUUGCCUUUCUGUCAUCUGCCGAGGAUUGCCCAGAAGGCUCACCCACUUUCCGCCCAGUGAACGAAGACUCACCCCUUUAUGUUUCCUGUGACUUUAAACAGAAGGCCGAAACUUCUUCUGUUUCUCCGUGUGCCUUGGUAUUGGUGUUGCUGUGGAACGUUUUCCAUUAGAGCUGCUGUGUGGAAAGUUUGCGUCCCUUGUUAGCAAUUCAGUAACUGUCCUUCUUUUUUUCAUUAAGAUGGUAGCGCUACAGCCCUGUAUCUGCACCUGUGGAAACCUAUUAUAAGCUUUAAACUUGUAUUUUGACCAGUGAGAAGGCUUCAGUGAAAGAUGGGGGCUGGUGUACUGUAUCAUGUCAGUGAAAUGUACAAUAGAUGUAGUAGAUUUAAUCUUUCUUUCUUUCUUUUUUUUUUUAAUGUUCUUAUUUUUUGAAUAUGUUUCAAAUUAAGGCACUAAAAACCAAAAAAGGUGAAUGAAAAAAAAGCACUUUGUAAUGAUACAUAAAUGCACAUUUCUUUAAAUCAGAUUUGUUUUCAAAAGUAAUUUCAAGUGAAAGCCUUACUCCAUCCAGUUAAAAGAAUUUAUUUGACGUAUUUUGUUUGUUUUUGUCAUUCAUUUUAAAUAGGAUUGCUAAAAUUGUGUUUUAUAAAAAGGUACAUGAGCACGCCCAGCAACAGUAAGGAAUGUGUAGAAAUACUUUUCCAACUAAUUUCAUUCUUCAUGUUAUUAAGUUUUGAUGAUUUCAUGCUUGAACAACUCCUCAUGCGGAGGUGCUAAACCUCUUUAAAGCAGUUUAAAAGUAAGCAACAAUUAUAUCACUGGGUAUUUUCUCCCAAUGUCCCUUUGUCACAGAAGUGACACGUGAUACUUGAAUACAUUUUUUUUUUUUUUUUUUAAAUAAGAGGAACGUCCACAAUCUUCACUUCAGGUGUCUUAAAAUAAUUUUCUAUUCACUACCUCCACAGUGUAGCCCCUUUGAGACACAUGUAACCUUUAAAGUUUAUUUAAAAGUACACACUAGCAUCUAGUUUUAAAACAAAAAGCUGUUCUCGAUAGCCCUGGAUACACACUCUUGAAUCAUAUUACAUUCCCCACAAAAGUAAUCUUGCAUUCUGUGUCUCCUCGUUAAUAUUUGUGAUUAGCUUUGAUAGUUUUAUUAAUUUCUUUUGUACUGAAUCCUCAACCAGACACAUCGGAGAGUUGUUUAAGAGUGAUGUGAGCUGUUGCUCUACAUCAGAAUAUCUGCAGCGUUUGUGUGUGUGUGUGUGUGUGUGUGUGUGUGUGUGUGUAGACGCUUGAGAUUGUGAAUGUCUUAAGAGGUUUAAGUUGUAGAACAGAGAGACAGAACUUCCCUCAGUGUCAGCAAAACUCCUUAUGAAGUCAUAAAAUGAUCAAAAAUGUUGAAGUGAUCCAGUGAAUGGGUCUACUGUUGUGUAUGUGAUAUUUAUGUAAAUGUGACCACAAAGAGGCAGAGCAUCAUUAGCAGCCUCCACAUAUAUAUAUAAAAAAAAAUAUCAUUUAUUGACUAACACAAAAUGUCAAACAAGUGGACAAGUAAACAAUUAAAAGCAGGUUUCCCUCAGAAGGAGGAAACUUCUUCUACCCGGAAAGAUAUUUUCAUGUUUUUUUGCUGAACAGUUUCACCACUUCCUAAAACAUUUCUCUGGAGAUUUACAACUGUGUGGCUCUCAGUUUGCUAAACAAAUGUAUGUUUGUUUUGGCCAUUGUGCUGACGCAGGGCUGAGGGGGUUAGAGAGACUCUCGUGUUGUUCACUGCAGCCUGCUGGAAUUUCUAAAGUAUGCAAAAGACCCAACAUUUUGCAGAAAAGAGGAGACCAGGGGGGGAAAGUGAGGAAAAUACUCCCACAGAGGGAGCAGCACAUGGAUAAAUACUCAUUUCAGUUGUUACCGUGCGCGUGCAUACAGCAAACGAUAGACGACAACAGAGGUUGCAUAAAAGGGGGGCCUGUUUUUGAAGUAGGAUUUUAUUUGUUUAGUUGGGGGGUUUUUGUUUCAAAUACUGGAGGUGUGUGACAUUGAUACGAACAGAAUCUGUUUUAAAACCAAGAAGGAAAGAUAUAUUUCAGUCCCAGCUGGUGGGAGAGACAUUUCUAAAUCCACUUUUUUCUGCUAUGUUUUUUUUCUGUUGAGAGUUUGAGUUGUGUUUUUGUGCCUGUUUGGAGUUGUAAAUUCCAUGAUGCUUGUAAUAUUGUGCAUAAAUUAAGCUCUCCCUCUCA
Messenger RNA from Seriola aureovittata, 7820 nucleotides. RefSeq names its product shroom family member 1 (gene shroom1). The record is from RefSeq and is a predicted model, not a curated record. Gene Ontology annotation, molecular function: actin filament binding. The coding region runs from base 498 to 5330 and encodes 1610 amino acids. Gene Ontology annotation, biological process: actin filament organization. Gene Ontology annotation, cellular component: cortical actin cytoskeleton; apical junction complex; apical plasma membrane. NCBI's taxonomy places the organism in Eukaryota, Metazoa, Chordata, Actinopteri, Carangiformes, Carangidae. The transcript is spliced from 10 exons.